This is a messenger RNA of Aspergillus versicolor CBS 583.65, 1619 nucleotides long. Its product is annotated as integrase zinc binding domain-containing protein. NCBI's taxonomy places the organism in Eukaryota, Fungi, Ascomycota, Eurotiomycetes, Eurotiales, Aspergillaceae. Bases 1 to 1212 code for a protein of 403 amino acids. The record is from RefSeq and is a predicted model, not a curated record. The transcript has 5 exons.
AUGAGUGGCUUCCACAGGCGCAGUAAUGACAGCCAUGAAGGGUACUUCAUCAACCCUCCUAUAUCUUUACCCAUCCCGAACAGCCACGGAGAGAGCCACGAUUUCGAAGCAGGCUCCUAUCAUUUCCCUCAACAUAACUUCAGUUCAUAUGCGUCUCAUUUUAGCUUGCCUUACAGUCAUACAAGCAUAACCUCUCACCAUUCACCGGGAGCGUCAAUGCCAUCAAUUCCUGACCAAACACCCCUACACCACCCCACGACGCAGUGUAUGUCACAGCCACGUUAUCUCCAAGGGCCUGCAUACCUCCAUCUGCAUGAAGCAUUAGCCGAAACGGAGCUCGAAAGCCAGGACUCCAGGAAUGAGGACACAAUGCUUUCAGAGCCAAUAACUCCCCACCUAGAAGGCUUUCCAAAUGUCACAGAAUUCGAUAAACUUGUCAAAAGUUAUGUGGACGAUUUAUCGGUGAAAAAGCAAGACAAGGCUCUAAUACACGCUAAAAGGGCGCGGAACAUAAGAACUGUCUUGAUAGACCCUAAGGAUACGGCUAUCGAAUCAGCCCAAUUUCGGUUCUGGGUGAAGAAAAUGUUUAAACUCCAGGUGAUUGGAGGUAAUACCUCAGAUUGCAGGCGGAUGAUUUGCCAUGAAGGCAAGCCUGUUGCCGUUAGAGAAAAGCUGUUCAAGAUACUCACAAAGGCACACCAACAAUGUCAACAUGGAGGUCGGGAUAAAACUUCUGCCCAAGUCCGGCAAAUAUACUCAUGGGUUCCCAAAGAGCUAAUAUCCCGUUUUGUGAAAAUAUGCCCGACUUGCCAAAUCCGCAGGGGGGGCACGCGUGUGACACCACCUAACUCGAGAAGAGGCUCGCCUCCUCUCAAAAUAUCCUCUCGCUCUCCAAAGCUUCCCUCACCACCAGUCUCCAGACGCCAGUCAGCCAUUGCUGGGCCGGCUUCUCUGGAGAGAACCCAGAUGGAGUGUUUUCACCAGCAAAGCAACUGGUUAGACCCUGGUCGCAAGUCACAUCGGCAUGCAAGCUUGAGUAUUGGGCCCGUGCGAUCAGUUAGCGGGGGAGUACUUGGUCAGCUUCCAGGCCCGGUCUCCGCAAAUUUGAAUCCCUUCCAUAAUGACAUCCCAAUGCCGUCGAUUCAAAUCAAUUAUAACACCAGAUAUUCCAGUACACAAGGAUCAUCCACCCACCGAGAUUUCUCUUGCUGACCUUUGUUUCGUGAAAACCCAAUGUGUUCUUGCAGCAAUGAAAGGGAAUCUGUGAGCACAUACACGGUUCCCCAUUUUUACCCACACUGAAGAAGGAAUCCGGGUUUUGAUUUAGUCAAUAUCAUGCUGUGCCUUCGCGGCUUAAGAACAAACACUUAUCAGUGCCGAUAUCCCGACGCUCAAACAUUGCCAUCCUAACACCCCAUCACUAUAAAACAAUCUUUUCUUUCUUAAAAGUCACCUUUAUUGUCCUAGCGUUGGGGCCUCACUUUAAGUGAAAGCUUCAAGGUGGUCAAAGAAUUCGCAUUAAUUUUAGUUCCAUCAUAUAGUACAUAUAACCAGGAAUAAUACCUCUCACUGUUGUAACCCCACCGACACGUACCAUAGGGGUGGCAUACAAUGACUGG